AUGCCACAACCAUCGACUUCGAGUAAUGGAGAAAGUUUAGCACUUCAAUGCGCCAAUUGCGGUAGCACAAGAACACCUCUUUGGCGUAGAGGGCCGGAUGGAAAUACGCUUUGCAAUGCAUGUGGAUUGCACUUUAAAACCCACAAUAGCCUUCGUGCACCGCCCGAACCAUCAUCAAUUCAUCAUUCCAAUGGCGUGUUUCAACGCGAUGAUGCAUCGGGAAUAGGUCUGAAAUGCACAAAUUGUGGAACAACCACAACGCCGCUUUGGCGUCGUGAUGAUGACGGGAAUAAUAUCUGUAAUGCUUGUGGAUUAUAUCAAAAGUUACACGGAACCCAAAGACCAAUCGGAAUGCGAAAGACGGUGAUCAAACGUAGAAAGCGUAUUCCUGCU
Molecule: messenger RNA, 393 nt
Organism: Meira miltonrushii
Lineage: Eukaryota; Fungi; Basidiomycota; Exobasidiomycetes; Exobasidiales; Brachybasidiaceae
Product: iron transporter biosynthesis regulating transcription factor
Exons: 2
Biological process (GO): positive regulation of transcription by RNA polymerase II; negative regulation of transcription by RNA polymerase II
Molecular function (GO): RNA polymerase II cis-regulatory region sequence-specific DNA binding; DNA-binding transcription factor activity, RNA polymerase II-specific; zinc ion binding
Source: RefSeq, a predicted model, not a curated record